Plutella xylostella (diamondback moth) is the source of this 1782-nucleotide messenger RNA. Its product is annotated as 5-hydroxytryptamine receptor 1A-alpha-like. The record is from RefSeq and is a predicted model, not a curated record. NCBI's taxonomy places the organism in Eukaryota, Metazoa, Arthropoda, Insecta, Lepidoptera, Plutellidae. Gene Ontology annotation, molecular function: G protein-coupled receptor activity. Gene Ontology annotation, biological process: adenylate cyclase-activating G protein-coupled receptor signaling pathway; G protein-coupled adenosine receptor signaling pathway. Gene Ontology annotation, cellular component: plasma membrane.
AUAAUAGUUAAGUCAUAAAUUCAUAAUGCUGAUAUCACUGAUCAAUGGAUCGAUGGUAGAAGUAAAUGCGUCGAUGAUGGAGGACACAUCUCCAGUCAUCGACCCUAUCCUAACAUCGAAUGAGACAAAUUACACAGACAAAAUGUCUAAUGAAAAGCUGAAAGUGCUCUACGAAGCUUACAGGAUACGGGAAAUGGACCAUCUGACAGUGUACCGGUCGGUGGCCUAUGUCCUCGGAACUGUGAUUAUAUUGAGUAAUCUAACUGUGGUCAUAUCCAGUGGACUCAUUUUGAGAAAAGGUCAGCAGCCAAAAAGCACUUAUUUGUUGUUAGGUAACGUCUCGCUGGCUGAUACCAUCAUCGGGCUGACCCUCAUCAUAGACGCCGCGGCGCAUCGCGUUGUAGCUACUGAUGCCAUGUGUUUAUUUCAAAUUGGUAUGUUCGUGUGUCCAACGAUGGUGUCCAUAUUCAGUGUGGGUUUCAUUGCCAUUGACCGGUACAUUUACAUCAUCCAUGGAUUGUAUUACCAGAGAUGGAUAAACACUACCAGAGUCAGAAUCGGCAUUCUCAUUAUUUGGCUUGUUGGUCUGAUACUGGGUUUCAUGCCAGCAACCGGAUGGGUCAACCAAGAACUGAAAGGCACGCAAGGACCACAUUGCGCUUACAUAUCUGUGUUUCCAGGAGGGCUAAUUCUCAUUAACUCUAUUCUUAGUACUAUACCAAUUGUAGUUGUAGUCGUGCUGUAUGUGAAAAUACUAAUUCGUGCUCUAAAAAACCUUACAAAUAUAAAUAACGCCAAGAAACAAGUCUAUGUGAAAUCUAAGGACAGAUUGAGAGUCUAUUUGCCCGCCAGGCCACACCACCCGGCCUGGUCGGAGGAUCCUCCCUUUGCAUGGGGAUGCGCCACACACCUCCAGCAUCUCCAUAAAGGCAACAAGUUGGGCAGCGAAAGUCCUUCUGUAAAAUUUACAGACAAAAUUGAUAAAACAAUCCACAGAAGAAGUUCCAUGCCAGAUUUACAUCGCAUCAAAAAUACCAAAGUUCUAGUGACUACUUUAGUGAAGUCUAAAAGCAUUGAAGGGCUCAAUUCAAGUGAUGAUAAUAACACUAGCUUUGAUAGUGAUGAUACGAGUAGAAGAGUGACUGAUGACAAUGUAGAGAAUCAAGAAAACUACUUUAAUUCAAGUAUAACUGUGCCUGUCUUAUCAUCUCUAAAAUCAUCUCCUAACAAAGUUAAACAAAUGUACAAUCGAGUGACCAAAACCAUAACUGGCGAUUACAAAUCCAAAGACCCACGAAGAUUGAGGGCUGUAGUCAUUGUAAUGCUCACUUCUGGUAGUUUUAUGGUUACAUGGUUACCGUAUUUUAUAGUUGUCGGAUUCUAUGUGUUUUGCACAAACAAAAUUGGAAAUCCAAAAUGUAUCAGCCUGAAUGAUUUACUACGAGGACCGUUGUUAACUAUGGGAUUCCUGAACAGUAUUUUAAAUCCUUUAAUUUAUGCUUGGUGGCAUAAAGGUUUCAAAUCGGCACUGAAAUCUUAUUUUAAACAGCACUGCUCCAAGCAUAAAUCAUGACUUUGGUGAUUAUAUAACUAAUAAGAGCCUUUAAAUAAACAUAACCUAAUCUGUGUUACGUUAAUUAUUUGGAAAUACAAUUUCAUAUCCAUUAUCAUUGUAUUCAACAUCACCAGCCAACUUAUCAUCCACUGCUGAAGCCAGGCCUGUCCCAUGCCUCUCCCAAUAACUUUGCUUCAUGUCACAUUUGGUCAGCAUCUCUCAACAAC